CCGUUGAGAGUCGAGUAAUGGACGAAUCCUGAUUCCGUUUCCACCAGAAUUAGAAACAAUAGAAACCAACCAGAGACUGAUUUGCCUAAGAGAAAAUCUCAGAUUGAGAGAAGAGAGAGACUGAGAGAGUGUGUGUGUGCGCGAAAGAGUGAGACCGCCGUGCGCGAGGACGAAGAUGCUCCGGAAAUGUGGAGGGAGAUCGGAGACAGAGAAGAGGGCAAAACUCGCCCAAAUCGGUUCGCGAAUCGCAUUAAGUGGAACCGCGUUGAGAAGCUCAAAUUAUCCAAUCACAAAGAUAUCGUCUCAGCUCAUAGAGGUUCUAUCAAUUCUCUUCAGGUCGAUUUGACUGAGGGCCGAUACUUGUUGUCGGGUUCUUCGGAUGCUUCAAUUGCCGUUUACGAUAUCCAACGUGCUACCGAGUUUGAAGGAGGUGGAGUUAUAGCGAAGCAUAAGUGUUUAUUCGUGGUUGACAAGAGCCAUGAAAAUGGUCACAAGUAUGCUGUUUCCUCGGCCAUAUGGUAUCCUGUGGACACAGGGUUGUUCAUCACUGGUUCUUUCGACCAUCAUAUUAACGUUUGGGAUACAAACACCACGCAAGUAGUCAAUACUUUUAAGAUGCCUGGAAAGGUUUAUAGGACUGCCAUGUCUUCUUUAUCAACAUCCCACAUGUUGAUUGCUGCUGGAACUGAAGAUGUUCAAGUUCGUCUUUGUGAUAUUGCUUCAGGGGCAUUUGCUCAUACACUUUCCGGUCACCGUGAUGGUGUGAUGACGGUGGAAUGGUCUACUUCAAGUGAGUGGGUUUUGGUUACCGGGGGGUGUGAUGGUGCAAUACGGUUUUGGGACAUUAGACGUGCAGGAUGUUUUCUUGUUUUAGAUCAGUCCCAGUCUCAGCUUGGGAGACGCCCACCCAUAUUGGAACGUUCUGCUGCUAAUAAGGUUUCUACAUCAAAGUCCACCAUAGUUCCAAGUUCAUCAGUAAAAAGCCGAGCAGCACAAAAGAAAGCUGCCAACGGUAAUAGUAUGAAGCUGUCACCUAUUAAUAAAAUUUCUGCGAAAGGACCAUUAAGGCAGAGAUUACAUCCUGGAAUGUUGUCGACUCAGGAUCGUGCCACUGCUCAUUACGGUGCUGUAACUGGAUUAAAAGUUACUGAAGAUGGCAUGUAUCUUCUGAGCGCAGGUUCUGAUUCAAGAUUAAGGUUGUGGGACGUUGAAUCUGGCCGUAAUACACUAGUGAACUUUGAAACUGUACGCCUGCAAACCAGCAAGCCAAUACAGUUAGCUACAAGUCAGAAUCCAUCCCUUGUUUUUGUUCCAUGCAUGAAAAUUGUGAAGGCAUUUGAUAUGUGGUCAGGUACGACAUCCCUGACGUUUUGUGGUCACUAUGAAUCCGUAAACUGUUGCUGGUUCAGUUCUCAGGAUCAGGAGUUGUUUACAGGUGGCAAUGAUAGGCAAAUUCUUGUCUGGUCACCGUCUAGAUUGCUUCCUGAUGAAAUGGAUGAAGGACCUGUUGAGGACCAGGAUAAUUGGAGUGACUGACAUUGCUUGCUCUGUUGUUGCCUCUUUCACCAAAACAAAGCUCUUUGACAGUCAGACAACUUCAAACAUCAUGCGUUCCAGUCAAAGUGCCGUCAGUGAAAUUUUUCUUUAGCAUGUGGAAAUAAACACGUUCCAUUCAAAGUUUUCCCCCUUUGCUGGAUUUUACGUAAAUAUAUAAUUAUAUACCCAUUCUUUCUAUAAUAUUCCAUGUUCUUUUUUUUUUUUUUUGCCACAAGUCAUCGUAGUUCCCGGAUUAAUACUCUAUGUUUUGUAAAACUUAACACUUAUAAUAUAGAAGUUUGAUUGUGCA
Humulus lupulus (European hop) is the source of this 1846-nucleotide messenger RNA. RefSeq names its product WD repeat-containing protein ATCSA-1-like. The record is from RefSeq and is a predicted model, not a curated record. Gene Ontology annotation, cellular component: Cul4A-RING E3 ubiquitin ligase complex; nucleotide-excision repair complex. Gene Ontology annotation, molecular function: protein binding. The transcript has 8 exons. NCBI's taxonomy places the organism in Eukaryota, Viridiplantae, Streptophyta, Magnoliopsida, Rosales, Cannabaceae. The coding region runs from base 187 to 1536 and encodes 449 amino acids. Gene Ontology annotation, biological process: transcription-coupled nucleotide-excision repair; protein polyubiquitination; proteasome-mediated ubiquitin-dependent protein catabolic process.